AUGGGACCAUUCAGUAAACGUUGCUCCAUAUCAUUUUACAAACCGAAACACAAUGUUCGAGUACUAUAUGACGAGUGUCGUUGCCCCAUCGGUAGCCUGAGGAAACUACCAAUGCGAAACUUUCCCGGAAGCCCUUUUGUCUUAAUGUUCUGAAUUGUUCACGUAAAAGUCUUCACAAAGCUUCUGUCUGUAUAAAAAUGGAAUUUUUUUUUUGGUCGGGGUAUGAUUCAAAGUACUUUACCUUUAUCAAAUUCGGAGACUGAGUGUUAGGUGUCUGUUCAGUAGCAGUUCACUUCUUCCUCUGGAUAAAACCCUUUAACAAUGUCUGUCUCCGAUCUGGUUAAGUCGACUCGUAAUCUCCAUGUGUUACUCAAAUUCUCAACCUUUUAGAUUUGGUUAAGAUUCCAUGGAUUGAGAAAAACAGAGUAUUACACCCACCGCAGCUUGCUUCAGGGCUUUAGUCUACUGGACUUUGUUUGUCUGGAAAAGUAGGGGGGACAGAUGAGUUUAUAGCUCCAAUGGGUGUAAGAUACAGUUCAGACUUUGGUGUGUGUGCUUGCUUUGUUUAACAUACUGAACCGGAUAAUUUUAGUAAACCGGACCAAAUUUAGAAACAUUCCUGUUGAAUGUGUUGAAAAUGUGCUGAACACAAAAGGAAGCGAGCACCAUUCAAAAUGCCUUGGAUUUCUCUGGCGCGCACAAGUGCCUCAUCAUUACUUUUUUUCUUUUCUCUCUCUGACUUACAAAGGACACAUUCGUUGAAACCAUUCUCUCCUUUAAUCUCCAAAACUCUUUCUUGAAACAAAAGUUUCUUGAUCUUACAAAAAACAAACAAUUUCUUGAUCUUACAAAAAACGAACAAUCUCAGAAAAUGGCACGACAAGAUUCUAAUCCAUUUGCUGAUGAAGAAACCAAUCCUUUUGCGGAUAAUACAAGUGCUACUCCUGCAAGCAACUCCUCCUAUCUCAAGCCUCUCCCACCUGAACCUCAUGAUCGUGGUGGUGCUACCAUCGAUAUCCCUUUGGAUUCCGAAAAGGUACCCUAUCUUCAAUACCUUCUCCAUUUUUUUUUUGCCUCAUGAUCUUAUUUUAAUUUGCUGUUUAUGUUUGAAGGAUAUUCGAGCUAAAGAGAUGGAGCUUCAGGCUAAGGAGAACGAAUUGAACCGGAAAGAGCAGGAGCUUAAAAGAAGAGAAGAUGCAAUAGCGAAAACUGGAGUUGUCAUUGAGGAGAAGAACUGGCCAGAGUUUUUCCCUCUAAUUCAUCAUGACAUCCCUAACGAGAUUCCGAUUCACUUACAGAAGAUCCAAUACGUCGCAUUCACCACCUUGUUAGGAUUAGUAGGAUGUCUCUUGUGGAAUAUUGUGGCAGUAACUGUAGCUUGGAUCAAAGGAGGAGGUCCCACUAUAUGGCUUAUGUCAAUCAUCUACUUCAUUUCUGGGGUCCCUGGUGCUUACGUCUUAUGGUAUCGUCCUCUUUACCGAGCUUCCAGAACUGAUAGUGCCCUGAAGUUUGGAACAUUCUUCGUGUUUUACGUGUUCCACAUUGCAUUCUGCGGCUUUGCUGCAGUUGCUCCACCAGUCAUCUUUCAAGGGAAGUCUCUCACAGGUUUCUUGCCAGCACUUGAGCUUAUAACUACUAAUGCUGCGGUCGGAAUAUUGUAUUUCAUUGGGGCGGGGUUCUUCUGCAUCGAAACAUUUCUCAAUAUCUGGGUGAUUCAGCAAGUAUAUGCGUACUUCAGAGGGAGUGGCAAAGCUGCACAGAUGAAACGCGAAGCUGCAACGUCGACCUUGAUGCGUGCACUAUGAAAAGCAAACACUCUUCACUUUGAAAAAAAAUGGUAUCAAUGGUGUGGGCUUGAGGUCUAGGCUGACAAUUUUGUUGUUGUUGUUGGAAUAUUCUACUUUGUAAAAGCCUAAAUCAAGUACAUGGGAGACCUCGAGCCAAAACUGUGUUGUUCAAUUGUAGAAACUUUCUUCAUGAAUGCUAAAGCAAGACCCCAUGUAUGAACGAGAGAACCUUUAUAGCUUUAUAAUGAGCAUCAAUCCAGCUCUGUCCAA
Messenger RNA from Raphanus sativus (radish), 2057 nucleotides. Its product is annotated as secretory carrier-associated membrane protein 2-like. Gene Ontology annotation, cellular component: recycling endosome membrane; trans-Golgi network membrane. The transcript has 10 exons. Gene Ontology annotation, biological process: protein transport. The record is from RefSeq and is a predicted model, not a curated record. The coding region runs from base 903 to 1805 and encodes 300 amino acids. Lineage: Eukaryota; Viridiplantae; Streptophyta; Magnoliopsida; Brassicales; Brassicaceae.